GCCCUGGACCCGGCUCGCGCUCGGUCUCGCGCUGUCAGCGACUGCCCGGCUCGCGCCGCCUCGCGCUCCUCUCCCUCAGUCAGUGGCGCCCAAGGCUCCGUUAAACGGCGGCGCGGCGGUUCCUGUUUCCGUUUCUAGCUCUCUCCCCUUUCGGUCGGGAGUAGCAUCCUCCACGCAGCCGCCCCUCCCACCCCACCCCACCCCCGUCCUCCGGCCCGGGGCGGCUGCGGCGGACGCCCGGGGUGGUGGCGACUGGCGACGGCGGAGACCGCCUCAGCUCCCGCCUCGGGUGUCUUUUCUUUAUGUUCAACCAAAGAGAACUUGAUUGUGCUGUGUCGUUGAUGAGGAUUGUUCCUGGCCCAGUCUGGUUCGUGUUCUGUGUCCCUCCUGCAUUUGGUUUCCCCUUUCUCCAAAUUGCUGCUGUUGCUAAGAGGCAUCUAAAACCCUGCUGGUGUUUUCAUUUAAGAUAAAGUGCUUUAUUGCCUUUGUUGAUCAACUGAGGAAUUUUAGGUAAUAAUUUUAGUGGUGCAGAUUCAAGCAAUAAUACAUUCCUUUGGCAAUAUCCCGUGGUUUGGUCAGCUCUUUAUAUUCUGGGGGAAGGAAGAAUGUACAGUUUAUGAAACACAGGACAGUAAGACGCCCGCUCACAUCUCCUGGAGGAUCUCUUUCAAAAAUCCAGCCCUGGGGCACCAGAGAGCAGGAGUGUGGGAAGCAUCAUGUGCUGAAGCGGCGGACCUCGGCUCACCUGUGCCCUAACAGAGUUACAAUGUUUUCAAUUCUCUGAGCUUGGAAUUCAGGGGAGUGAGUUGAAAAUCUGAAGAUGCGGCCAUGGAGUGGUUCCUGGCGUUGGAUUAUGCUCAUUCUUUUUGCAUGGGGGACCUUGCUGUUUUAUAUAGGUGGUCACUUGGUACGAGAUAAUGACCACCCUGACCACUCGAGCCGAGAACUGUCCAAGAUUCUAGCAAAGCUUGAACGCUUAAAACAGCAGAAUGAAGACUUAAGGCGGAUGGCUGAAUCUCUCCGGAUACCAGAAGGCCCUAUUGAUCAGGGACCAGCUACAGGAAGGGUACGUGUCUUAGAAGAGCAACUUGUUAAGGCCAAAGAACAGAUUGAAAAUUAUAAGAGACAAACCAGAAAUGGUCUGGGGAAAGAUCACGAAGUCCUGAGGAGGAGGAUCGAAAACGGAGCUAAAGAGCUCUGGUUUUUUCUCCAGAGUGAAUUGAAGAAAUUAAAGAAUUUAGAAGGAAAUGAACUCCAAAGACAUAUAGAUGAAUUUCUUGCAGAUUUAGGAGAUCAUGAAAGGAUUCUGAUGGCAAUUACUGUCUCAUUAGCGAACAAUAAAAGGAAAAUUAUUGCAUUAGUAAAGUCUGCCACAGUGAAGAGAAUAACCCCACACAAACAAGGAUCUAUUAUGACAGAUCUAUACUACCUCAGUCAAACAGAUGGAGCUGGUGAUUGGCGGGAAAAAGAGGCCAAAGAUCUGACAGAGUUGGUUCAGCGGAGAAUAACUUAUCUUCAGAAUCCCAAGGACUGCAGCAAAGCCAAGAAGCUAGUAUGUAAUAUCAACAAAGGCUGUGGCUAUGGCUGUCAACUCCAUCAUGUGGUCUACUGCUUCAUGAUUGCAUAUGGCACCCAGCGAACACUCAUCUUAGAGUCUCAAAAUUGGCGCUAUGCCACUGGCGGAUGGGAGACUGUUUUCAGACCUGUAAGUGAGACAUGCACAGACAGAUCUGGUGUCUCCACUGGACACUGGUCAGGUGAGGUAAAGGACAAAAAUGUUCAAGUGGUCGAGCUCCCAAUUGUAGACAGUCUGCACCCUCGGCCUCCAUAUUUACCCUUGGCUGUCCCAGAAGACCUUGCAGACCGACUCCUCCGACUCCAUGGUGAUCCCGCUGUGUGGUGGGUGUCGCAGUUUGUCAAAUACUUGAUCCGCCCGCAGCCUUGGUUGGAAAAGGAAAUAGAAGAAGCUACCAAGAAGCUUGGCUUCAAGCAUCCAGUCAUUGGAGUCCACGUCAGACGAACAGACAAGGUGGGAACAGAAGCGGCCUUCCACACCAUUGAGGAGUACAUGGUGCAUGUUGAAGAACAUUUUCAGCUGCUCGCACGCAGGAUGCAAGUGGACAAAAAACGAGUGUAUUUGGCCACAGAUGACCCUUCCUUACUGAAGGAAGCAAAAACAAAGUACCCCAAUUAUGAAUUUAUUAGUGAUAACUCUAUCUCUUGGUCAGCUGGAUUGCACAAUCGCUACACAGAGAAUUCACUUCGAGGUGUGAUUCUGGAUAUACAUUUUCUCUCCCAGGCAGACUUCCUAGUGUGUACCUUUUCAUCCCAGGUUUGUCGAGUUGCUUAUGAAAUCAUGCAAACACUGCAUCCUGAUGCAUCUGCAAACUUCCAUUCCUUAGAUGACAUCUACUAUUUUGGGGGCCAAAAUGCCCACAACCAGAUUGCUAUUUAUCCUCACCAUCCUCGAACUGAAAAUGAAAUCGCUAUGGAGCCUGGAGAUAUCAUUGGUGUGGCUGGAAAUCACUGGGAUGGAUACUCUAAAGGUGUCAACAGAAAACUGGGAAGGACGGGACUCUAUCCCUCCUACAAAGUCCAAGAAAAGAUAGAAACAGUUAAGUACCCUACAUAUCCUGAAGCUGAUAAAUAAAAUUCAGCUGAGGAGAGAUGGACACCCAAACUCAGUUCAGACCAUUUCAGCCAACCCGGAGGUGAAGAAGGCCAGACCUGACAGCAUGGUUGAACCAGCAGAAACCCUGCACUGCAAGCCCUGGGAACUGCGAUGCUUCCUCGGUGGGAUUCCUCUUUAACAAGGGCUGAAAUGCCCUCCAGCCCAUGCACAGUUCAGUAAUGUACUCACACGUAACAGGCAAACCAUCGUUUUUUCUACUUUGCCCCUUUCAAUUUUCUGUCCCCAUGAAACAAACACUGCCACAUUGUGUAAUUUAAGUGACACAGACAUUUUGUGCGAGACUUCAAACAUGGUGCCUAUAUCUGAAAGACUUCCUGGGAAGAACUGAACAACUCCGUACUGUGAGGACUCUUCAUCCGCCGUGAUGUUUUGACCACUGAAUCCACUCCAGUUAGCAGAUCCAGAAUGAGAAUGGAUUGUAUUUCCCCUUUAUAAGGUUGUCUGGAAUUUUUUUUAAGUAAUUAUAUCAGUUCAUCCACUUCAUCAUUAAUAAGUGAAGGAUACAUCAGAAAAUAAAUAUUCACUCUAUUAGGAACUUUUGUAAAGCAAUGCCAUGAACAAAUUCUUUAGUAUUCAAUGUUUCUGGACAGUUUCUUUGAUAACAAAAAAUAAAUUU
Molecule: messenger RNA, 3308 nt
Organism: Ochotona curzoniae (black-lipped pika)
Lineage: Eukaryota; Metazoa; Chordata; Mammalia; Lagomorpha; Ochotonidae
Gene: FUT8
Product: fucosyltransferase 8
Exons: 14
Coding region: 821-2650 (609 amino acids)
Biological process (GO): protein N-linked glycosylation
Cellular component (GO): Golgi cisterna membrane
Molecular function (GO): glycoprotein 6-alpha-L-fucosyltransferase activity; protein binding
Source: RefSeq, a predicted model, not a curated record